Lolium rigidum is the source of this 1839-nucleotide messenger RNA. RefSeq names its product calmodulin-binding receptor-like cytoplasmic kinase 3. Gene Ontology annotation, biological process: protein phosphorylation. Lineage: Eukaryota; Viridiplantae; Streptophyta; Magnoliopsida; Poales; Poaceae. Gene Ontology annotation, molecular function: ATP binding; protein kinase activity. The record is from RefSeq and is a predicted model, not a curated record.
AUCCGAUCAAACCCAAGGCAUAAAUUUCUUAUCCUGCUCUCUCGGGCGCCUCCUUCCUCGCCAUUUCCGCGUCAACUUUCCCCCCUGAUCCUCCUUGGUUAGGUGGGUUCUUGUGCGGCGGAGCAUUAAGCGUGCGGCGGCGGCGGCGAGCUCUUUUCCUCCGAAGAGAAAAGAGGACACCUUUUGCUCUAAAGUGACUGAGGUUUGGGCUUUGGAGAAAUUAUUUGGAGAACCCAUGCUCUGAAGUGAGAUAUAUUUGGACAACUUUGGCUCUGAAGUGAGAUAAGUCUGGAGGCAUUUUUUCUACCCAGAAAUGUGCUAAUCUGGGACAUCAAAUAAAAAUGAGGACAUCGAAAUCCUUUAUAGGAGGAUUGGAGAGAUAACGUGAUGGUAACUACUACAACUGCAGGAAUGUUUCUUGUGUGUUUUGAUGCCUUGUGCCCCUGUUUUGGCUCGAAAAAGAAUGAUGGAAGUGAAGAUCCUGUUCUUUCAAAAGAGACAAAUUCAUUUAGGUCUUCUGAAAUGAGGUCAAUGUCUGACAGAAUUCCCGGAAGCCCUCUUCGAGUACCUGCAAGUCCAUCUAGAUUUUCACUAUCUUCACAGCCAAGUAGAAAUGAUCCCCUAAACCUAAGUCUUGAACAAGUUAUUAAAUUGACACGUAACUUUUCGCCGGCAUUGAUGAUUGGAGAAAGUUACUUCGGAAAGGCCUACAGAGCGGAGCUGCAAGAUGGCUUUUUUGUAGCUAUUAAAAGGGCAAGAAAGGAACAUUUCGCUUCUUUACACGCAGAGUUCAAAAAUGAAAUUGCCCUGCUAAAGAAGAUUGAACACAGGAAUUUGGUACAGUUACUUGGUUAUAUUGACAAAGGGAAUGAACGAAUUGUCAUUACUGAGUUUGUUUCAAAUGGCACUCUUAGGGAUCAUUUGGAUGGACACCAUGGGCUAAUAUUGGGCUUCAGUCAGCGGCUUGAAAUAGCCAUAGAUGUUGCCCACGGAUUAACUUAUCUGCAUCUAUAUGCUGAGAAACCCAUAAUACACCGGGAUGUGAAGUCAUCAAACAUUCUACUAACUGAAGGCUUCAGGGCGAAAGUAGCCGACUUCGGAUUUGCAAGAACUGGUUCUUCAGAGCAGUCAGAGAUACAGACUGACGUGAAAGGAACGGCUGGCUAUGUAGAUCCAGAGUAUCUACGGACAAACUAUCUGACAGUCAAGAGUGAUGUGUACUCUUACGGUAUGUUGCUCCUGGAAAUCCUUUCAGGCCGUCGUCCUAUUGAGGUGAAAAGGCCAAGAGAAAAGAUUACUGUGCGAUGGGCAUUCGAGAAAUAUAACCGAGGGGAUAUUCAGGAAAUAAUGGAUCCAAUGCUAACCGAAUCAGUAAACGAAGAUAUACUGACAAAGAUUUUUGAUGUAAUGUUCCAAUGUGUUGCUCCUACUCGUGCUGACAGGCCACAGAUGAAGGAAGUUGUCGAGAAACUCUGGAAGAUCCGAAGGGAUUACGCGAAGACCCAAAGCAGAGGAGAAGUUAACCUUUAAACCAUCUGGUACUGGGUUACAUGCCUACAGUCUGCUGCCUUUUAUUUUUACAGCUGAACUCAGUUCUUGUUAAGGCUGAACAUUGGCGCUCAUUUUUGCGAUUACGGAACAGCUGAAAUCUGUACAGGGUUGCAACACUAUUGAUGUAUACUAUUGUAUAUCUAGGUGUAUUCAUGUUUAAGCGAUAAAUGUAGUGUACACCCCUAGAAUUGACGAUUUCUGUGGAUGGCUGUUAGCCAGUUCAACGUUUUCAGUGAUAUGUGCCCUCAAGGAAGUGCAAUGGUAUUAGACCACAGUACAGCUUUUGUG